Messenger RNA from Cavia porcellus (domestic guinea pig), 3864 nucleotides. It is a transcript of the gene Foxn4, whose product is annotated as forkhead box N4. The transcript has 10 exons. Gene Ontology annotation, biological process: regulation of transcription by RNA polymerase II. Bases 769 to 2322 code for a protein of 517 amino acids. The record is from RefSeq and is a predicted model, not a curated record. Lineage: Eukaryota; Metazoa; Chordata; Mammalia; Rodentia; Caviidae. Gene Ontology annotation, molecular function: transcription cis-regulatory region binding; DNA-binding transcription factor activity, RNA polymerase II-specific.
CGCGCCACCUUUCCCGCGGCGGGCGGGCGGGAGCGGGCGGGCGCACGGGCGGGCCGCGCCAACGGCUCUGCCCGGCUGGGCUCGCGGCGCCGGAGCCUCCCAGAUCGCGGGCGACCUCGGGCUCUCCCGCCGCGGGGAGAGGGGCGAGGCGCGCACACCCGGGCGCCCCUCGCGGCGCGGGCAGGUGGAGGGCGAGAGCGCCUCCGCCCCGCAGUCCCCUGCCGCCCCGCGGGCACAAUUGUCUUAAAGGGGCAGGGGCUCGGACCGCAGCUACCUGGGCCCAGACUCUGUCUCCUGCUGCCACCCCGUUUGGGGGACACAGGAGGUCUCAGUAGGUUUCUCAGCCCCAGACAGAGUGCAAGUAUUAAUGCACCCAGAGUCCUUUUGCAACUUAAUUCUUCUGGCCCACCUCAUCCUCCCACUGCUCUUGAACACACGCCUGCGGGCACGCUGUAGCUGCCACCGUUAGCAAAGUUUGAAGAGCCGUGUCCCGGGGUGUGCAAGGCUCGCUGCUGCUGGGAAACGCCCGCUGCUAUCCCCUUGACCCUGCCCUGUAACUGACCCUUGGAAAAAGCGCCCCCCCCCCCGCACAACUACUGCGCAUGCUCUGAGCUGGACAGCUCCAGAGAGGGAAAUUUAAAAACGGUUGGAGCUGAGACAGCGGCCAAAUUGCGGAACGCGAGGGGCUAGCGCGAGGGAGCCCCCGCUGGAACCCCCGCCCGCCCCGGAGCGCCAGCGGAGGCGGCCCCGCGAGAUCGGCUCCAGGAGAUGAUAGAAAGUGACAUCUCAUCCAUAAUGUCAGGAAUCAUUCGAAACUCGGGGCCAAAUCACCACCCUGCUCCACAGGAAUACAGGCUCCUGCCUUCCACCAGUGAUGACGACCUCCCUGGGGACCUGCAGUCCCUGUCGUGGCUCACAACUGUGGAUGUGCCUCGGCUGCAGCAGAUGGCGAGUGGCCGCAUGAACCCAGGAAGCCGUGGCAUGCCACAUCCACACCCAGGUGCCUUGGAUGGGACAGCUGGUCUGCAUGUAGGAGCUGCCCCAGGGUCUCUGCUUCACAGUCCAGCUGGCAUGGCCUCCCGAGGCAUGCUGGCUCUGGGCCCUAUGACUAGCCACGGGGCCAGUAUGAGCCAGUACCCAGUGAGGGGCCAGCCAUCAUCCAGCCUGCAGGAUGCUCCACAGCUCUACUCCCCUACCAUCCAAGCACAGUUCCCACUGACCUCUGGGGUCCAGCAGUGUCCUUCUAUGGGCCUCUACAGCUCCUCGUUUGGGGCGCGGCCUCCCUAUGCCCAGGCUCACUUGGCAGUGCAUUCGUCUCAGGAACCGCACCCCAAACAUUACCCCAAGCCCAUCUAUUCCUACAGCUGUCUGAUUGCCAUGGCCCUAAAGAACAGCAAGACAGGCAGCCUGCCUGUGAGCGAGAUCUACAGCUUCAUGAAGGAGCACUUCCCGUACUUCAAGACGGCUCCCGAUGGUUGGAAGAACUCCGUGCGGCACAACCUGUCCCUGAACAAGUGCUUUGAGAAAGUGGAGAAUAAGAUGAGUGGCUCCUCACGAAAGGGCUGCCUCUGGGCCCUGAACCUGGCCCGCAUUGACAAGAUGGAGGAGGAAAUGCACAAGUGGAAGAGGAAGGACCUGGCCGCCAUUCACCGGAGCAUGGCCAAUCCGGAGGAGCUGGACAAGCUGAUCUCAGACCGGCCAGAAAGCUGCCGGCGCUCUGGCAAACCAGGAGAACCUGAGGCCCCUGUGCUCACUCAUGCCGCCUCAGUGGCCAUGGCCCACAGCUGCCUGGCUGUCUCCCAGCUCCCACCACAGACACUGAUGACCCUGUCCCUGCAGUCCAUCCCCCUGCACCACCAGGUCCAGCCCCAGGCACAUCUAACGCCAGACUCUCCAGCACCAGCCCAGACCCCGCCCCUGCACGCCCUGCCAGACAUGAGCUGCAGCCCCGUCUCCCAGCCUGCCCUGGGCCGGGCCCCCAUGGACUUCAUCAACAUCAGCACUGACAUGAGCACGGAGGUGGAUGCCCUGGACCCCAGCAUCAUGGACUUCGCUCUGCAGGGGAACCUGUGGGAAGAGAUGAAGGAUGAGGGCUUCAGCCUGGACACGCUGGGGACCUUUGGAGACUCCCCUCUUGGCUGUGAUCUGGGGGCCUCGGGCCUGACCCCUGUCUCUGGCAGCAGCGAGCAGUCCUUCCCAGAUGUGCAGGUGACUGGUCUGUAUGCUGCGUACUCCACCCCGGACAGUGUGGCUUCGUCGGGGGCCACGUCCUCCUCCCAGUACCUGGGCACCCCAGGGAACAAGCCCAUAGCCCUGCUUUGAGCUCAUGGCCUCAACUACCCCCAGAGCCCUCUUGUAGCAGGCUUGGGCAGGAAAGAGGACUGCCCUGGGUGUUCCGGGAAGAAAGACCUCUCGCUGUCCCAUAGGCCUCUCCUGAACCUUUGGUUAGGCCGCAGGCUGGGCAGGGAAGCAGGCCUUCUCAGCAUGGUUGUGGUCUCUCUGGGCUCCUAUGAGGAGCUUCUGGAGUCCUCCCAAGUUGGAAGGACCAAGGAGAGUCCAGCUCAGCCUUUCCCUUGCCUCCAGGUCUACUCCUGAGGGUGGGCCUGCUCUAGGCUAGGCCCGUCAGGGACUUGAGCCCUGCAGACACUCAGUGGGAAGCUUGGAGGCGGGAGGGGCACAGGCUGAGCUGGCUGAAACCUCUCCCUCAGUGUCAGAGGAUGGGCCCAAGGCUGGAGAGGGGCUGGCGACCCCUGGGACUUCUCCUGGACCGACAGGCUGAACUCUGCAAUGAUUCCUGCUUGUGCAGCUCCAGCCCCACGCUUCAGCCUCUGUAGUAUGAUAGGAUUUCGUAGCGCAGCCUGCUGGGCCAUGCCAGGCACUGAGACCAUGUAUAAAUUUAUUUAUAUUUAUUGUGACCCAUUCUGUCACCCUGUGAACCCAGCUGGAGUAUGAGACUCCUCCAUCCCUCUACACAUCCCAGCCAUCCUGAAUCCUAAAUUAUCAGUGAAUCACAUCUCUCACAGGCUCACCACUGGUUGGCAACCUUGGGUUUCUUUUUAGAACAAGCAAGCACUUUUGAUAACUGUGAAGCAUUCUAUUUUUAAUACUAGAGAGCAGAUAUUUUUCUAACUGUCUAGUCAUGGUUCAGCUUAUCCCUAUGGACAGCUAGGAAGGGAGUGUGAUCUGGGGCUUGGGGAGGUCCCAAAGCCCAGUGGGGUGAGAGUGGGAGGAACAGGGUGGGGCUCUUUUGGUAAUGAGGCUUAAGACACCCCUGAACACUGGGAAGCAAAGGCAGCAGACUGGGGACCGCAUGAAGCUGGCCCACAUAGUGACUGUAGUGCAGGACAUUUAAUGGCAUUUGUUUCCUUGUCUCUUAGCCCUGUGCCUGUUUUUAUGUGUCUUCUCCCUUUUUUGCCAAUGACUGAUUUUCCAACUGGAAGGUUCUGGGGGGCGGGUGGUUAGUGGGAAUAGCGGUGAGUGGCUGGGGACAGCCUUCCCACGGGAGGCAGAAGCUGCCACUCCAGCAGCGAGGACACUGGCCUCCUCCCUGCCACCCGAUGCUUGGCUUCUGUGUCUGGGGUUCCCAAACCUACAGCCAGGAUGCUCUGAUCAGUGCCAGUCCAGACAAGUGACCUAACUGCAAGGCUGGCAUUACGCCCUGGCUUGAAGGCCUUAAAGUUCUGGAACCUUCUGCUGAGUGUCACGAUCCUGAGCGCCCAGCGCAUCCAUCUGACUUGUGCUGCUUUGUGUACCACGACCCCCACAAUUGUUUCAGUUGUUAAUGAAGAGCCCGUGUUCAGGCAGCACCAAGAACCCAGUAGCGUAGAAUUGGAUGACUAAGUGUCUUCUGUCAAUAAAGACUGA